AUGGAAUCAGAUCCUUCAUCUACUGGCGAUUUAACACAAGAACACGAACAAUUAAUUUUUGUCAAUAAUCAAAUUGAUGCUUUGGUUGUAUCUGAUGAUGUAAAUUUAGGUUAUUAUCAAAAUAAAAUGAAUGGUCUUUAUUUAAUUAAUCAUCAAUGUCCUUCGCGAUAUACAAAUGAAUUUAUUCAACAAUGUACAAAUCUUGACGAUUUAAAAAUAUUGAAAAGUGACCAUUAUGGACUUGCAACACUUACAAAUUUGAAUGCAAUGAAUAAUAUGAUAAAUCUGGAUGAACAAGUCGAACAUAAUGAAGCUGAUAACAAUAUCCGACCAUAUGAAAAUUAUCUUAAUUGUUAUGCUGAUGCGGAUGAUAGUGAAAGUUCAACAACUAGCUCGAACUCAUCAGAUGAAGAUGAUGUAGACCUUUCAAUUUGGAAUGAUAAAGAUUCGAAUAUUGAAUAUUCAUCGUCCGAUGAUGAUGAUGAGGAGGACAAUAAAUUGAUUAAUAAAGAGACAGAAUAA
Molecule: messenger RNA, 522 nt
Organism: Rotaria sp. Silwood1
Lineage: Eukaryota; Metazoa; Rotifera; Eurotatoria; Philodinida; Philodinidae
Source: the annotation of a GenBank genome assembly